AUGACGCACCUGAUGGGACCCACAGAGUGCGCCAGCGCCAUGGUGGGCACAAUGCCAUUCCUGGACAAUGGUCUCAAUGCCAAUAUAACGGAUUAUGGCUGCUAUGCUAAUGAUUAUUGGACCAAUACCUAUACAAAUGGCGCGCUAAGUCCCAUGAAACAAAUCGAGGCUUGCAUACAAACCGCUGGCAAGGAUCGCACCUCAUACAAGCCACUAGAGCAGAUCGAUGCCAAGCUGGCGGACAUUGAUGCGCAGAGCAACAGCAGCCGCAGCAACAGCAGCAGCAACAGCCACAGCAGCAACAGCUCACCGUCGUGCAGCAGCAACAACAACAACAACAACAGCAGAAACUGUCAGGAGCAAACAGUAGCAACUGUUGUUGCUGAUUACGCGGGCAGCAGCAGCAGCAAUCUUGAUGCAACAGUAGCAGCAGCAACAACAGCCAAGAAAUAUAAAAGCAAUCAGAAGCAAAAAGACAACAACAAUACACAUCAAGCCAGCAGCAGCAGCAACAGCAAUAACAACAACAGCAAAAGCAACAACAAUAAAAGCGAGCCAGAGCCUGUGCAUCCGUCACUGGCACAGGCAAUGGUUGUGCUGGAAACUAAAGCACUGUGGGAUCAGUUUCAUGCCCAGGGCACGGAGAUGAUCAUAACCAAGACGGGACGUCGCAUGUUUCCAACGUUUCAGGUGCGCAUAGGUGGACUCGAUCCGCAUGCCACAUACAUCUGCAUGAUGGACUUUGUGCCCAUGGAUGACAAGCGUUAUCGCUAUGCGUUUCAUAACUCCUGUUGGGUGGUGGCAGGCAAGGCGGAUGCAAUCUCACCGCCUCGCAUACACGUGCAUCCCGAUUCGCCGGCGGCGGGCGCCAAUUGGAUGAAGCAGAUUGUGUCCUUUGACAAGCUCAAGCUGACCAACAAUCAGCUGGACGAGAAUGGACACAUUAUAUUGAACUCCAUGCAUCGCUACCAGCCGCGCUUCCAUUUGGUCUAUUUGCCCUCCAAGAAUGCCUCACUGGAUGAGAACGAGCACGCCAGUCACUUUCGCACAUUCAUAUUCCCGGAGACCAGCUUUACGGCCGUAACUGCAUAUCAGAAUCAGCGCGUGACACAGCUAAAAAUUUCAAGCAAUCCAUUUGCUAAAGGAUUUCGAGAUGAUGGCACUAAUGAUGUCAACAGCAGCAGCUUGGGCAUGUCCAGCAUGAGCCAUGAGAGUCAAGCGCGCAUGAAGCAGCAACAGCAGCAGCAACAGCAACAGCAACAACAACAGCAGCAGCAGCAGCAGCAAUUGCAGCAGCAACAUAUGAAAGCCAAGGAGAGAACCCUAAGCAAUAGUUAUAGUUUGUCCUGUGGCGAGCUGCUAGAGCAGCAGACAACAACAAUAACAGCAGCAGCAACAGCAACUGUAGCACCUGCAGCAAGCACAUUGGCAAUGCAGCUGCCAGCCACGCCCUCUAGCAGUUCCGCCUCGGGCAACUCACCAGAUUUGCUGGGCUUUCAAUUGGAUGUGCCUCAGCUGCAGCAGCAGCAGCAGCAGCAACAAUUGCAGCCACAGCAGCAGCAGUUGCAACAGCAGCAGCAACAAAUAUCGCAAGCUUAUAGCAACAGCUAUCAUCAUCAUCAUCACUAUCAGCAAACAUUGCAUCAGCAGCAGCAGCAGCAACAACAACAACAACAGCAGCAGCAACUACACACAGCAACACCACUGACGCCGCUCUCCGCCAGCUCUGCGUCGCCGCCAGCGCCUGCUGCACCCAACAUUGCUGCUCCUGUGCCGGCCAAUGCGGCGGCUGCUGCUGCUGCUGCCACGCAGGUGAUGGCCGCCGCCAACAUCUACUCGAGCAUUGGCCAGCCCUACAACGCGGAGCAGAGCAACUUUGGGGCCAUCUAUCAUCAUCACAAUGCGUAUCACAAUCAUGGCUAUGCCAGUCCCUACGACAAGCUCAAGGUCAGCUCGGGUCACAUGCGUCAGGCGGCCGCCGCCGCUGCCUACAGCUAUCAGAGUUUCUAUGGCAGCGCCGCCGCCGCACAUCAAAUGAUGCGUCCCAAUAGUUACAUUGACUUGGGGCCGCGCUAGAGCGCCCACUCACCCCGCUCAAUCCCCUAACCCCCCGUUUAAGCGCAUAGUAUUAUCUACAAUUUAGUCAGGGGCGUGGCUGCUUUACAAGUAU
Molecule: messenger RNA, 2170 nt
Organism: Drosophila busckii
Lineage: Eukaryota; Metazoa; Arthropoda; Insecta; Diptera; Drosophilidae
Gene: org-1
Product: T-box transcription factor TBX15
Exons: 7
Coding region: 1-2076 (691 amino acids)
Biological process (GO): positive regulation of DNA-templated transcription; regulation of transcription by RNA polymerase II; cell fate specification
Cellular component (GO): nucleus
Molecular function (GO): RNA polymerase II cis-regulatory region sequence-specific DNA binding; DNA-binding transcription factor activity, RNA polymerase II-specific
Source: RefSeq, a predicted model, not a curated record